AUGGCAUUUUGGGCGCAGACAGCUUUCUUGCUUAUCAACAUCAUAGCAUCACCGGUAAGAGGGAGAGUGGAAAAAGAGCUGUCUCCAGAGUGCAGAGAAUUCCUCUACAUGGGAACACCACCGACUGGGCUGGAGCACCACAACCUCCAGUUCAUUUGUCAACGUUACAACAAGAAGCCACGUUACGUGACGCUGUACAACACUGUGGACCAUAUACCUGUCUACUCUGCCUACACUUUCAAACGCUCAGAGGGAGAGAAAUGUGUGGAUGUCCCAUGGAUGUAUGAACCUCAGCUAUCUACAUCCUCUGAUACAGAUGAGAUGCAGCCUUUCCCACGUGGUUACAUGCACAUGAAUUUUGAAGACGCCCAAGCUGUUCUGGAUGAUUAUACAAAUGCCAUCCUUCACGAGCGUGGUACCCUCAACCCAGACGAGCAUCAGAACGAACCUGAUGACAAGGCCUCCACCUACACCCUCACCAAUGUCGUGCCCAUGGUGCCCGACUUCAACAACAGAGUCUGGAACAAACAGGAGCACAUCAUCCGCAAACGGCUUAACAACUACUGUCGUGGAUCAGCUUACAUUGUCACCGGUAUCACCACCUCGGGGAAGAUGAUCCGCCGGCAAAACAUCAACCGCGUUGCAGUGCCCACAUACUUGUGGUCAGCUUAUUGCUGUGCUGACUACGACCACAACGCACCUUAUAAUGAGCGCUAUAAGUUCCCAUCUUUUGCUCACUAUGGUCUCAAUGAAGAGAACAAAGAGGUUGUGGAAAUCUCCGUCCAGAAGCUGAAGGAUUUCCUCAAGAAGACAACCUUUGUAGAUCAGAACUUUCAGAUCUUUGUGAAUGACUGUGUCCCACCAGCGUCCAGUAAAACUGAUUAG
Messenger RNA from Micropterus dolomieu (smallmouth bass), 885 nucleotides. RefSeq names its product endonuclease domain-containing 1 protein-like. NCBI's taxonomy places the organism in Eukaryota, Metazoa, Chordata, Actinopteri, Centrarchiformes, Centrarchidae. The record is from RefSeq and is a predicted model, not a curated record. Bases 1 to 885 code for a protein of 294 amino acids. Gene Ontology annotation, molecular function: metal ion binding; hydrolase activity; nucleic acid binding. The transcript is spliced from 2 exons.